AAUAAUAUAAGGGCUAUUUCUCAUUCAUUAUUCUAUAUGCAACUGCAAGAUUUUUUUUUUCAUUAACAUAGCAUUCUCUUCCUAUGCUCUCUUAGAUUCUACUCCACUUUGGAAUUUUUCCUUCAUCAAAAAACAAAUGUAAAUUCUUCAGUUGUUUGAAACACUUAAUUUCACUGAGUUGUUAGCUUAAUGAGUGCAAAAAAUGUCAAAUCUAUGGUUUAUCUCCUAAGAGAAGAUUGAACUUGUAGAAAUUAAGAACAAGAGUUACUGCAUUAAAGUCGAGACGCCGGUAAGAUACUUCGUUAUUAUUGAUUCUACGAUGCAGGCAUCAGAACAACAUAGAAGUUCAAGUAUGUACUAUCAACCAUUACAAGAAAUAGAAUCAUACUGCUUACCGCAGUAUCGAAAUCUAAAUCAUCAGAUGUACUACAAUGAUGGAGGAGGUCAUGGAACUCAAUUCUCCACUCAAAGUUCCUCUGACCUUUACUGCACGUUGGAAUCAUCGUCCGCAGCUGGAAGUUUCGCCGUUUACAACUCUCCUUCAACGGUUAGUUUCUCGCCUAAUGAUAGUCCAAUGUCACAGCAAGAUUCUCAGACUCAGUCAUAUCCGCACGAUCAAUAUCAUUCCCCUGACAAUAAUAUUUAUAGCUCUCCAAGGAGUGGAUCCUGUAUAACCGAAGAUUUAAGUAGCUUCAAGCACAAGCUAAGAGAAUUGGAAAAUGUAAUGCUUGGUCCUGACUCUGAUUAUAAUCUUGUUGAUAGUUAUGACAGUGCCAUGAGCAAUGGAAACGAUUUCGUUUCGCUUGAAAUGGACAGUUGGAGACAAACAAUGGUAGCGAUUUCAAGCAAAAAUCUAAAGCAUAUCCUUACUGUAUGUGCCAAAGCAAUUGCAGACAAUGAUUUGCUAAUGGCACAAUGGCUGAUGGACGAGUUACGGCAGAUGGUUUCGGUUUCUGGCGAACCGAUUCAAAGGUUGGGAGCAUACAUGUUGGAAGGACUUGUCGCACGGUUGUCUGCGUCGGGGAGUUCAAUCUACAAAUCGUUAAGAUGCAAAGAACCAGAAAGUGCUGAGCUUCUAUCUUAUAUGAACAUACUUUAUGAGGUUUGUCCCUACUUCAAAUUCGGAUACAUGUCUGCAAAUGGAGCCAUUGCAGAAGCAAUGAAAUAUGAACAGAGAGUUCAUAUAAUCGAUUUCCAAAUUGCUCAAGGAAGCCAAUGGAUUUCAUUGAUUCAGGCUUUUGCAGCUAGGCCUGGUGGCCCACCGCAUAUCCGGAUUACUGGUAUCGAUGAUUCAACAUCGGCUUAUGCCCGUGGAGGCGGACUACAUAUAGUCGAAAAGAGGUUAUCAAAACUUGCUCAGCAUUUCAAAGUGCCAUUCGAAUUUCAUGCUGCAGCCAUCUCAGGUUGUGAUGUUCAACUGCAUAACCUUGGAGUUCGACCGGGGGAAGCUCUAGCUGUAAAUUUUGCAUUUAUGCUACAUCACAUGCCUGAUGAGAGUGUCAGCACUCAGAAUCAUAGGGAUAGGCUUCUGAGGUUAGUUAAAAGCCUAUCACCGAAAGUGGUGACACUUGUCGAGCAAGAAUCUAACACAAACACCGCUGCAUUCUUUCCACGUUUCCUUGAAACAAUGGACUAUUAUGCAGCAAUGUUUGAGUCGAUUGAUGUGACUCUUCCAAGAGAGCAUAAAGAGAGGAUCAAUGUUGAGCAGCACUGUUUGGCAAGAGACUUGGUUAACAUCAUAGCUUGUGAAGGGGUUGAGAGAGUGGAAAGACAUGAGGUGCUUGGGAAAUGGAGGUCAAGAUUUGCAAUGGCUGGUUUCAAACCUUACCCUUUGAGUUCAUUGGUGAAUGGUACCAUAAAGAAAUUGCUUGAGAACUAUAGUGAUAAAUAUAGACUUCAAGAGAAAGAUGGAGCUUUAUACCUUGGUUGGAUGAAUAGAGAUUUGGUUGCUUCUUGUGCUUGGAAAUGAGAAAUGGGAAUUAUGUAACUUCUGAAAGUUUGAGAGAGAAUGAAUGAAGCAGAAUUUGUCCUUGUUCUUAUUCUGUUCCACUACUAUGUAAGAGUUAAUGAGAAAAGGCAACAUUUUUAUCCAAAUCUAAUUGUCUAUUUUCUGUGCUUCAAAAGUUUCUGUGGAAAAUGUAGCUAGCUUUUUUCUUUAUCAGUAAUACUAAGUUUAUGUGGAAUUUGGAAGUUGUGAUAUACUGUCAUCAAACAUUUCUUUCUUUAAAUUGGAUACAACUUGACUAGAGAAAAGGGUCUGCAUAAUUCAUUCUGCAAA
This is a messenger RNA of Cicer arietinum (chickpea), 2278 nucleotides long. Its product is annotated as scarecrow-like transcription factor PAT1. Lineage: Eukaryota; Viridiplantae; Streptophyta; Magnoliopsida; Fabales; Fabaceae. The record is from RefSeq and is a predicted model, not a curated record.